Messenger RNA from Oppiella nova, 1474 nucleotides. Lineage: Eukaryota; Metazoa; Arthropoda; Arachnida; Sarcoptiformes; Oppiidae. The record is from the annotation of a GenBank genome assembly.
GAAGGAGGAGAAGAAAAUGAAGGAACGAAUGAAAAGACAACAGUUGGAGGAGAAGUACAACUCGAUUAAAGAACUUCCCGAUGACUUCAGACCUCCGGGUAAGUCGUGUUUCUAUGACUGCAUUUACGAAUGGUUUGACUGGUUCACAGACGUUCACCCGAAGAAGACGCCAUACUUUCCUCAACCGGGCGACGAAGUGGUGUACUUUCGGUCGGGACACCAGCACUACAUCGACAAAGUGCGCGAAAACAAGAUCUACACCAUUAGUCCCACUAUAAAGCCAUUCAAACAGAGGGCCUCUCAGAGGGAUGAGGUGUUCGCCAGAAUAGAGGACAUUAAAUACGAUGUGAAACCCCCGCGACUCGUGACCCUUAAGCUGGUUGUGCUCGACAUCGAGACCUUUGAGCCAACGAAUGCCCACUUCAUGGUCCGCUACCACGACGUGGAGAAUGUGGUGGACUUCAUAGUGUUGAGACAGUUGUACGACCUGUCGGUGGAGCGGAACUGGCAGGUGGGCGACGAGUUCAGGUCUAUCAUAGACGACAACUGGUGGUUCGGGUGCAUAACGUGCCUCAAAGAGAGCCAACCCUUCACUCAAUUCCAGUGUUUCGACGUGUUGUGGGCUAACGGCGACACAGAGUCCCUGAGUCCGUGGGAUUUGGAGCCCAUUAAUCACGAAACAGUGCCCGACGAUAGGACACAGAGUGCGCUCAUCACCGACGAGGAGAAGCGGUUGUUUAACUUCUUCAACGACGAGGAUUGGCCCGAAUGUGGCCAAGAAGUGGAGUGUCAGCGGAUACUAACUGGUUUUCUCAAAAUAAUGGAGUCAUCGCAUGCCGAAGACUUCUUAGUGCCGGUCGAUCUCAAUCAGCAUCCGGUACAGAGGCUGGAGAACAACUUCUACCGACGAGUGGACGCCAUUAAACACGACACGACGUUCAUAGAGUCCAAUGCGGGUCAGUUCAAUGAGCCGGGCAGUGAUAUCGUUAAGAAAGCCAAACUGAUCGCCGCUUUGAUCAUACGAUUCAUCGACGCGCGCGAUUGCGACGAUCCGAUGCCCAUCUACUUGGAUCUGAUCGCCAAUUGUGAUCAAUUUGAAGAACCCGUGCCCUCAGAGCACGAGGACAGCGCUGAGGAGGACGACAGGACCUCCGGUCAAGAGAUGCGCCGUUCACUCAGACAUAAGCGACGGCGUUUGAAUUCUGAUGAGAGCGCCGCCUCCGAAGAGAUGUCUUCAAGACGUCACAAACGACUGAAAACGUCGGGCGCCGACCAAUCAUACCGUCCCCGCACGUGGAAACAGAAUUGUCUCGAAUUAUUGAAUUACAUUCUCGAACGCGAAGACUCAUCACCAUUCCGGUCACCCGUGGAUCCAAUCCAAUACCCGGACUACUCGCAGGUGAUCGACACACCCAUGGAUUUGACGACAGUUAAGGAACAGUUGAUAUCCGAUCUCUACGAGAGUCCCAACGAG